CAAUAGAUAAAAAGAAGCUGGACCCUUCCUACUUCCAAAAAUAUGACAACAUAAAAUGGGAAGGGAAAAUAAUCGCCAUAGGAGACAUACACGGAGAUAUAGAAAGUCUGAAGCUAAUUUUACGACAUGCAAAUUUGGUAAACGAAAAUGACGAAUGGAUUGCAGAAAAUGUAUUGCUAGUUCAGGUGGGAGAUGUACUAGAUAGAGGAAUUUAUGGUCCAUUAAUUUAUGACUAUUUAUUUAAGUUACAAAAGGAAGCACCUUUGAAAAAAAGCAAAGUCUUACUGAUUAUGGGAAAUCACGAGCAACUAAACCUUUGUGGAUAUUUCGAUUACGUAAAUAAGAAAGAAGUAGAAAAAUUUUUUAAAAAUAAUUACAACUACAGGUUAUUCCAUUUUGUGUACAGUAGGGGAGAGUACUACAAUAAGUUAAUUCGCUUACCAGCAAUUGCUAAAGUGAAUGAUAUUUUAUUUGUCCACGCGGGGAUAAGUAAAAAGAUAUCCUCACUUAGCUUAAAUACCAUACGGUUAAAGACGAGGCUGCAAGUUGAAAAUAUGUGCAGAGUGCUCAGUUAUGAUAAAUCGAUGAACUACGUAAGUCAAGAAGGAGUACUUUGGCAUGACCACAUUUCACGCACAGCUCCUUAUGAUGAGAAAGAAGCAUGCUCAAUUUUAUCUCAUGUUUUUAACAACUACAAGGCUAAGCAUUUAGUCGUAGGACACACCAAACAAAUGACACAUGAAAUUAGCUCCUACUGUAAUGGUGGUUUAUUUCUUAUCGACACUGGGAUGAGCCUUUUCAUGAAUAACGGACAGCCGUAUCCAAACUACCUCGUCGUCCAAAAUGGGACCUUCAAUUCAGUUCACUUAAACGUUGAGGUAAAUAAGAAGAGCAAAAGUUGCGGUUCGCUUGAGAUAGAACUGCACAGCCCCAACAAGCAGAGCUUCUGCGUCCACGCGAGGGAAACGCGCUUGUCUCCCCAGAGCAGCGGCUGGCGCUUCUUUU
Molecule: messenger RNA, 1005 nt
Organism: Plasmodium cynomolgi strain B
Lineage: Eukaryota; Apicomplexa; Aconoidasida; Haemosporida; Plasmodiidae
Product: phosphoesterase
Exons: 1
Molecular function (GO): hydrolase activity
Source: RefSeq, a predicted model, not a curated record